This is a messenger RNA of Tachysurus vachellii, 961 nucleotides long. It is a transcript of the gene iqcc, whose product is annotated as IQ motif containing C. Gene Ontology annotation, molecular function: protein binding. The record is from RefSeq and is a predicted model, not a curated record. The coding region runs from base 97 to 723 and encodes 208 amino acids. NCBI's taxonomy places the organism in Eukaryota, Metazoa, Chordata, Actinopteri, Siluriformes, Bagridae. The transcript is spliced from 5 exons.
GCUUCAGAAUAGUGCCCUACGUGUCGAAUUGGGCUCUAUUUGUAAUCGAGCCUCGGUAAUCGCUAACAACAGUAUGUCUAGCCAUAAGUAAGUAUAAUGGGUAGACAAGAAUGGAUAAAUAACGUGAUAUACUUCCAGGCGCGGUGUCGCGGAUAUCUGCUGAGGAGAGAAGUGAGGUGUGUUCGGGCUGAAUAUGAGGACAUAGUGAGGGAACUGGAUGGAGGUGUGGAGCACCUGGUGUGGAGAGGGAAGGUCAUACCCAAACCUCACUUCAGUGACGCUGAGACGGACGGCGACUUUUUCGAACAUCUUCAGCCAAAGAUCCAGACCCAGGAAUGUCCUGAGCACCUGGAGGAAGUGAAGGUGCAUGAUGAAACACCUUGCCUCCACUCACAGGUUCCUGAGAAGGAUAAAGAAACGAGUUGUGUUCCAGAGAGAGACCGCGUAGACACCAACACGCCACCUGCGGGCGAUACAGAGCUAGACGACGUGACAGAAACACCUGCUCAGGCUCUGAGCAACAGCAGCAUGAGCAACAGCACACUGCAGCAUGUUCCCGUGAUGCACGCUCUGCUGAAAGAUGUACCACACACUCCUGAAUCCCUGAAGCAGCACAGAAACAAUCUGGUAAUGGAGCUGUUGUGGAUCCAACAGGCCAUCGCCAGCAGAAAGAAAUACCUGACCCUGAAGCAGAAGAUGGAAACAUCGCCACCGAGGAGCUGAAAGAGUGGACACUUGAGUGUUUAGUGGCUUUGCAAGUGAAGGUUUAAUUGGACAUGAACGUGACCUUCUUAUUGACCUCCUUCAUUAUUCUCCUGUCAUCUGUUUCUUCCUGCUGGAGAUGAGCGAAGCAGGUUAUAAAGAACCGAAAGGCGGUUUUGUAUCGAUCCCUGUCGUUGUGCCUGUUUUUUUUUAAUUCUCUGAAGAUCAUCUCUAAUAAAUGUUAUUUAUCUUGAACGUG